GUUUUAACAGUUUAAAGUUCAAAAACACGCAUCGAUAUUUACCAAAAAUUAUUGGAAAAUUUCCUCUGCUUGUCCAGUCUAACCAUGACGAGAAGGUUCGACGCAGUGAUUUUUGGAGCUAGUGGAUUUACAGGACAGUUUGUUGUGCAAGAGUUUGCCAAACAAAACAAGAAAAGUCUUCGCUGGGCCGUGGCUGGAAGGAACAAAGAUAAACUGCAAAAUGUACUCAACGAAACAACGAAAGUUUUAGGUGAUGAUUAUUCUGGCAUAGAUAUUCUUAUUGCUGAUGUGAAUGAUGAAGAAUCAUUGAUGUUGAUGUGCUCACAAGCUCAUUUAGUCUUGAAUUGUGUAGGACCUUAUCGAUUUUUUGGUGAGCCUGUUGUGAAAGCAUGUGUUGAAAAUGAUUGUCAUCAUAUUGACGUCAGUGGUGAACCAGAGUUUCUAGAAACAAUGCAAUAUAAAUAUGAUGAAAAAGCUAGAGAAUCAAAGAUAUUUGUGAUUGGUACUUGUGGUUUUGACAGCAUCCCUGCAGACAUGGGAAUAAUUUAUGCACAAAAACAUUUCCCAGGUCAAUUGUGUCAUGUUGAAAGUUUUCUCACAGUCAGUGCUGGAGACAAGGGUAUGAGUGGACAUUUUGGUACAUAUCAAUCUAUCAUUUACGGAAUCGCGAGUGAGAGAGAAGGCAACCUGAAGAAAUUGAGAAAGCAACUUUUCACAACUCCAAUGCCGAGGGUUGGUCCCAAAUUAAAAAUGAGGUUCUGUGUUUUAUGGCAAAGAGUUGCAAAAUGGUCCUUACCAUUCCUUGGAGCGGAUCCUUCCGUUGUACGACGAACACAACGCUACAGAAAUGAUGAGUUGAAGAAAGCACCUUUACAAUACGCGGCCUACUUUACUAUGCCAUCUCUCGUCUAUGUUGUCUUGUUGUUUUUCUUUGGCCUUGUUUUUUUCAUACUAGCAUCUUUUCAAAGUGGUCGAAAACUUUUGGAAAAGUAUCCGAAGUUAUUCUCGUUUGGUUUGUUUUCACAUGAAGGACCAACGAUAGAACAGAUGAAAAAUACUGGUUUUGCCAUGACAUUUUAUGGAAAAGGUUUCAGCAAAGAACACGAAGGAGAGAUUGGCUCCGAGUCGAAGAUGGAUAAAAUAAUCGUCACUCGUGUUUUUGGUCCAGAGCCGGGCUAUAUGACCACGCCCAUCUGCAUGGUUCAAGCCGCUAUGGUGAUAUUAACUGAAAGAGAAGCUAUGCCAGAAAGUGGAGGUGUUUUGACACCUGGCGCCGCCUUCGCUGAAACGACGUUGAUUGAAAGGUUGGAUUCAAAUGGCGUUCGUUUUGUCACCGUCAAAGAUGCAACGAACAUUAAGUUGAACGUAAAUGUAGAAUGAUAAUUGGUAUAGUGACUAGUCAUCAAAUAGAGACGGUAAAACGAUGAUUGUAAAUCUUAUGAAGGUCAUCUUGUGUUGUUAGACUUGUUGUCUCAAGCCUUUGUUAUAAUGAUUUCGUCAGUUCAUAUUAAAGAAUGACGUAUUAUGUUGUC
Molecule: messenger RNA, 1532 nt
Organism: Xenia sp. Carnegie-2017
Lineage: Eukaryota; Metazoa; Cnidaria; Anthozoa; Malacalcyonacea; Xeniidae
Product: saccharopine dehydrogenase-like oxidoreductase
Exons: 12
Coding region: 85-1380 (431 amino acids)
Biological process (GO): glycolipid biosynthetic process
Cellular component (GO): lipid droplet; mitochondrion; plasma membrane
Source: RefSeq, a predicted model, not a curated record